AUGGUGUUUAUUUUAACGCUAGAACAAGCCUAAAUCUCAAUUAAGACUGAUAAACCUAUGUAUUAUCCUGGAGAGAUCAUCAGAGGAGUCAUUUAUAUCAAGGUAAAAACUAAAGAUAUAAAUGCUGGUACAUUGUACCUGAAGGUAAAAAUUGGGUGUAAUUUAUAUAAGCUUAGUGGAUAAGAGAAAGUCAACUAAUUGGAUAAACACAACCAAUUUUUCAGUUUUAAAUAGUUUAUUUUUUAAAAAUAAAAGAAAAUAACAGAUUUUGGAAAGUAUGGUAAAUUUAAAUAAAUAGGAAAAUGCCACUUGUUGCUUGUAGGAAGUAUUUUGAAAUGGAGGUUCCAAAUUUAUCACCUAGUUUUACAAUAAACUAUUAUAAGAUGGUACAAUGCAGAAUCUUAUAUUUUCUCUCAGUUACUAUUUAAAGUGAGGAUGAGAAAUAUUUAUAUAAACCUCCAAAGAAGCACAGAGUAGUGAUCCAUAUUCUUUAAAAGCCCCAGAUAAAUGCAAAUUUAUCAUUGGAACAUUCUGGGGAAUCAAAAGUAUUAAACAGAUGCUGUUUUUCUACUGGAGUAUAAUAUUGAUUAUUAGCGUAGAGUACAAAAGUUAAGGUUCAGCUAGACAAACCUUACUACACUUUUGGAGAAAACAUUGACAUAAUUCUACAAGUUGACAAUCGUUAAUCAAGUUCCGCUAUUCAUAAAUUCAAAUUCUAAAUCACAUCGCAGUUAGUCAUUUUAUAUCAAUAGUAAAAACGUAAAUUAUCAAAUUAUUUUGAUUUAUUUGAUUAAGAAUUAAUUGGUAAAAUUAUCAGCUAUUUUAGAAUAAGUUGCAGCUGGUGAGUAAAAAGAAGUAAAAACGAUUUUGAGUCUACCAAAUGGAAAGCCUACUAUAGCUUCAGCGAUUUUUCCUUAAAGUUCUUUAAAGACUAAGAGAAUUAUAUUUUAAUAUAUCCUUACUCUCAAAGUGAUUUUUGCGAAAAGGUUAUUAGUAAGUUAGUAAGAUUUAACCGUUCCUGUUCCAUUAAUUUUAAUAUAGAACUAAAAAAGAGAAAAAGACAAUGUAUUUUAAUCAAUGGAUAACAUUAGCAUUGCUGGAUCUAUAUUUGACACAAAUUAAAAAAUAAAUGCAAGUAUAAUAAAAAAGUUUAUCUAUGGUGAUCAUAAUUUUGGAGGUUAUGGUGAAUAAGAUGGAUACUUAGGACCUUAGAGAAAAUAUAAUCCUGUUGAGAGUUUAGAUGAGAAUGCUUUAAAAGAUAUGAAAGGAGCAUUAGAAUAAUUGAUGUUUUAAAAAUAAUAUGAAAAUGAUUAUAGUGAUGAUGAUGAGAAAUUAAUUGAAGAAAUUGAUGGAGUGAAUGUGAAUAAUGUUAGCAUAAAUAUUGAAUAAUCUGAGAAAUAAGAAAAACCAAAAACUAUUUUUUAAUUAGGCAAAAAAAAUGAUAUUUCAUUACCAAAUCACAAUAUAGAAGAAGCCAAAUUAGAUAAUGGCAUAUAGGACUAAUUAUAAACUAUUAAAGAAGAAGUAGAUAGUAAAGGAACUUAAUAUAAUCUAAAUAAUGCUUUGUCUUCAUCAUGUGUUAGAAAAUAUCAUCAAGAAGAAGAGAAUGAUGAUUUAUAAAAUAAGCAAUUUUAAUAGUAAUCAUAUCCAAUCGAAACUUUUGGUUCAUUUUAAAAAGUAGUUGUAAGCAAGGAAGAAUGUGAUCAAAUAUAAAUGGGUCCUGAAGAGUAGGAACACUAAAUUAAGCCUACUAGCUUAAAAAAAAAUAGGUCAUUAUCCAAUUCGAUUGAUUAAACUGAUUAAAUUGAAUAAAAGCAAUUUAAAGUGUAAUUUAAUGAUGCUACAUCUGUUGAUACUUUGGAUGGUAAAAAUGUUGAAAGAUAAAGCACUUAAUGUAGAAAAAAUGAAAACCAAACCAAAUAAUUUUGA
This is a messenger RNA of Paramecium octaurelia, 1929 nucleotides long. The record is from the annotation of a GenBank genome assembly. NCBI's taxonomy places the organism in Eukaryota, Ciliophora, Oligohymenophorea, Peniculida, Parameciidae.